GAGCUACUUCUUCAUCUUACCACACCCUGACUCGCAUUGAACUGUUUUUGUUCCAUGCACAUAUCAACUCAAUCAAUCUCUUCUAACCCUCUUCUCUCCGCGUAUCGACUUCAUCAUAGUACGCCUCUUUCUUUGUGUUAUUGACGUCUGAACUCCGUUAAUAUGUCUCCUCACGCGCUUCCUAUGUUCGCAGAACAGGCACAGACAGAUGUUCUUGCCUUGAUGAAGAAGUACGCCAUCACACAGAACGGUUUCCUGCCGGCCGAUGCACCGGUCAAAGUUCUUUCGGAUCCUUACUACUCACCAUGGGAAACGAUUGUUCAUCAUCUCCCGGAGCUUCUCAAAGCAGGCAAGCUACGACAAGACGUCAAAGGUCUUCCUCUCUUAUCGACGAACAAGCUACGCAGUCAAUCUGAGUGGAGAAGAGCUUAUGUGAUUUUGAUCUUUCUGGCGCAUGCCUACAUCUGGGGCGGAGAGCAGGCAGAACAGAUCUUGCCUCCAGCAGUAGCUGUCCCUCUCCUACGCGUCUCCGAGCAUCUCGAGGUUCCGCCUGUCGCGACCUACGCAGGCUUGAACUUGUGGAACUUCCUAUCGACUACGAACGAUUUCACUGAUCUAGACUCUCUUGAGUCUCUACACACUUUUACUGGCACAAAGGACGAAGCUUGGUUUUACUUAGUCUCAGUGGCCAUGGAAGCCCAAGGCGCUCGAAUCAUGACCGACAUGCUGAAUGCUUUGGAGUCCAUCAAGACAAGGCACUACGACACAAUCACGCGGGCACUAGAAGCACUGUCUGGCAAUAUUCGACAGAUCGGGGCUUUGUUGGAACGGAUGUAUGAGAACUGCGACCCGAUGGUAUUCUUCUACGAGAUUCGUCCAUUUCUGGCCGGAAGUAAAAACAUGGCAGCAGCAGGCCUACCUAAAGGUGUCUUUUACGACGAAGGCAAUGGCCAGGGUAGUUGGCAACAACUUCGUGGGGGAAGCAACGGACAAAGCUCUCUUAUCCAAUUCCUCGACAUUGUUCUGGGGGUUGAGCACACGUCAGAGGGCAAUAGCAACCCACAUGCAAGCAAGACCAACACCAGCCAAACACGAAUGCCUGCUUUUCACGAGGAAGUACGCAGUUACAUGCCAGGGCCACACAAACGUUUCCUCGAACACGUUGCCCGCAUGGGCAGCAUCCGAGAGCUUGCAAAACUACCGGUUUCAACUGUCGAACAGCAAGACUUCUGCAAUGCAUAUCAAGCAGCAAUUCGAACGAUGACGGAGUUUCGGAACAAGCAUUUGCAGAUUGUUACCCGCUACAUCGUGCUUCCUUCGAAGAAGAUGCACAGUGGUGUGAAAGUAGACUUGGCAAGCGCGUCUUCAGUAAAGGACGAGCAGCUCACGGGGACAGGCGGAACAGCGUUGAUGCCAUUCCUGAAGCAAACAAGAGACGAAACUCUGCAGGCGGGACAGUUAGAGAGAGCAGCGCGGAGAUGAUCAUUUGAUGCGUCGAUCCAUGAUAUCCAUAACAGUAGAGCCACCGAAAAGGAGCGAAAUUACAUAAUUCAGUGCUAGACUAAUGCAAGG
Molecule: messenger RNA, 1572 nt
Organism: Colletotrichum scovillei
Lineage: Eukaryota; Fungi; Ascomycota; Sordariomycetes; Glomerellales; Glomerellaceae
Product: indoleamine 2,3-dioxygenase
Exons: 2
Coding region: 163-1482 (439 amino acids)
Biological process (GO): 'de novo' NAD+ biosynthetic process from L-tryptophan
Cellular component (GO): cytoplasm
Molecular function (GO): heme binding; metal ion binding; indoleamine 2,3-dioxygenase activity
Source: RefSeq, a predicted model, not a curated record